Messenger RNA from Spinacia oleracea (spinach), 2451 nucleotides. RefSeq names its product serine/threonine-protein kinase RUNKEL. The transcript has 13 exons. NCBI's taxonomy places the organism in Eukaryota, Viridiplantae, Streptophyta, Magnoliopsida, Caryophyllales, Amaranthaceae. Gene Ontology annotation, biological process: cytokinesis by cell plate formation; protein phosphorylation; phragmoplast assembly. The record is from RefSeq and is a predicted model, not a curated record. Bases 1 to 2451 code for a protein of 816 amino acids. Gene Ontology annotation, molecular function: microtubule binding; ATP binding; protein kinase activity.
AUGAAUCAAUACCACAUUUAUGAAGCUAUCGGCCAUGGAAAGUACUCGACUGUUUACAAGGGCAGGAAGAAGAAGACGAUCGAGUAUUUUGCUAUUAAGAGCGUUGAUAAAUCCCAAAGGAGCAAGGUUCUUGAAGAAGUUCAAAAAGAACCAAAAGCCCUAAAGAUGUUCAUUUCUUUACCUAUCAAGAUCCUACAUGCUCUUGACCACCCAAACGUGCUGAAAUUUGACUCAUGGUAUGCCAGUCUUGCAACUUUUGUAUCGAACUUCAGCUCACUUAUGGCUGGUUCUAGAAUAUUGUGUUGGAGGCGACCUUAUGAGCUUAUUGCGACAGACAUCGAAUGUGGGCAGAUGGCUUGUCUGAUACUGUUAUAUUUGAAGUUAAAGUUUGUCUCAGGCCUCAGCUAUCAGAGCUUUUGUAGUGGUGAGAGGCUGAGAAUGCUACCAAAACACUCUUAUCCUAAAAACUUGUCUGAAGAUGAGCAUCUUCCAGAAGAUUCCAUAAACGACCUAGCCACUGACAUUGUCAAAGCUCUGUUGUUCAUACAUUCAAAAGGAAUUAUCUACUGCGACUUGAAACCAUCCAACAUUCUUUUAGAUGAGAAUGGUCAUACAAAGCUUUGUGAUUUUGGAUUGGCCAGAAAGUUGAAUGACAUAUCAAAAACCCCCUCUUCCUUGCUGCCACAAGCGAAGCGUGGAACACCUUUUUACAUGGCUCCGGAGCUUUUCCAAGACGGGGGUGUGCACUCUUAUGCAUCUGACCUUUGGGCUCUUGGUUGUGUCUUGUAUGAAUGCUAUGCUGGGAGGCCUCCCUUUGUAGGAAGAGAAUUUACCCAGCUAGCAAAAUCUAUACUCUCAGAUCCAACUCCGCCUCUUCCAGGUGACCCCAGCCGCCCUUUUGUCAAUCUGGUGAAUUCUCUGUUGGUGAAAGAUCCAGCAGAGAGAAUACAGUGGACAGAGCUUUGUGGACAUGCAUUCUGGAGAAAAAAAAUUACCCCGGUUCCUUUGCCUCCUCAGCCUGCAUUUGAUAACAUGAUUGGUAUUUCACUUAGACCAUAUCUUACUGAACGCAAUGGUGAAAGGCAUCCCCAUGGUAGAACUCCCCAAAAAUCUAGUGAGAAAGAAAUCAAAGGACACUCCAAACAAGAUGAGAACUGUAAUAUAGGGUCUAGAGGAUGUGGAACACCUGUUAAAGGUACCACCAGUGGCCGCAAAGUUCAAAUGAAGGGUGGGAGAGUAGUGGAUGACAAGCAGGCCAAUCCUUCGGGUACCAAGGGCGUGAAUCUUCUCCGUCUUUCGAGAAUAGCAAAAUCAAAUCUACAGAAGGAGAAUGAAAAGGAAAAUUAUCGUAGACCUUUGACUAGUAAUGUACAGAAUGAUGCUGAGAUCAAAAUUGAAAACACAGAUAUGGAACUUGACUUCAAUGAGAAUGAUGAUGAUGAGAAUCAAGACGAGCCUGAUUCUUCUGAUAACUUUACUUUGAAUCCUGAAGGAAACAAUUCAACUUCAGAUCAGAAUCAGGGGAAUAUUGAAGAGGAGUCUGACUGUCAGUCCGAUGCAUCUAAUGUUGGUAUGGAUAUCAGAACACUUGAGGAACCAUCUUCAAAUCACACCAUAUUGGCCACACCACCCAGUGCUAGCCCUCAAUCUAAAAAUCCAAGGGGUAAGGUAGCUGUGGUGUCUCCAACGGAAUCUGAAACUUCAAAAACUUCUAAUGAGCUUUCUGAUGUGUUUUGGCAUCCAUCUGAUCUUUCAGUCAGACCUGUUAUGCCCAGCAGGAAAGCUGCUAAAGGGUCUGAAACAAUUCCUUCUCUUCCUUUUGAAGCACUGCCAGCUUCUGAAUUUGAGAAGAUAUCUAAAGAUCAAUUUGACGCUUUUGGCAAUAAAAUUGUAUCCAUUUUAAAUGGGAAUGCCAAUAUUGGAGAGAAGCAGAAUUUAAUCCGGUACCUUGAGACAUUGAGCAAUAAUGCUGAAGUUGCAAACAUGAUUACAAAUGGUCCUAUUUUGCUGGUUCUUAUUAAACUUCUUCGGCAGUCCAAAGCUUCAUCUUUUAGGAUUCAGCUGGUUUCACUGAUUGGAUUGUUGAUUAGGCAUUCUACUUACAUUCAAGAUGAUUUGGCCAAUUCUGGAUUAGUUAGCUCAUUAACUGAUAGCCUGAGGGACAGACAAGAAAAGGUAAGGAGAUACUCAAUGGCUGCUUUGGGAGAAUUGUUGUUCUACAUAUCCACUCAAACUGAUCAGCCUAAAGACAACAAAGGUACAGAAACUCAACACAAGGACAAUCGCUCUGCGACUGGGUGGCAGGUUCCAAAUGCAUUGAUUUCCCAAGUGGUUUCAAUGUUACGCAAGGGGGAGGACGAUGUAAUACAACUCUAUGCAUUAAGGACUAUUGAAAAUAUCUGUAGCCAAGGUUCACAAUGGGUAGCUCGUUUUACCAGCCAAGAUGUUUAA